AUGCCAUUGCUCAAACGCAACAAGAGUCGCAGUGUAUCGUCGUCGUCUUCAGUCGGAGGUACGUCCGACGCCUCGUCGGCAACCUCGGCUUCUCUCCUCAGGUGAGCAGCAGGCUCCUUCUCCGUUUCCCCACCCGAGCUCGUGCGGCCGGUAGCUAAGUUUUGCGCUUGCCCCGUACCACGCUGUACGGUCCACGGCCCACAGUGCAUCUUCAAGAGGAGGCAAGGUCAAGGCUUCGGACCUGACAGCUUCUUUCGCCGGUUCGGCCUCGCCCAACUCCCGCCUGUUGUCGCUCGAGAACGAUCGAAGCGGGGGUGGGGCCUCCCUGUCGCGCUCCCUCUCGAAUGAGUCCAACGGCGGUGCCGGUGCCGCCCGUUUGCCCAAACCCGCCGUGGCCUCUGAGUCCGAAGAAGAAGAGAGCGCAUCCGAACACAACUCGGAGGAAAGCGAGGAGGAUGCACCCAAGCGAGGCGCCGCUCUCCGGGGCAAGACCACCUUCGUCUCGGCCAAGUCCAACAAUAUCAAGCGUAGUACCAGCAAGGCUGGCAACGAGAAUGAAGACGACUAUGCAGAGGAGGUUUCGACCGAUGACGAGUACGCUCACUCGGUCAAAGGCGCUCCCGUUGCCGCCGGGACCAACUCGUACGACUCUGACGAUUCGGAUGCCUCGCCAAAGCGAGCCGCUGAACCACAGAAGCGAGGCCCGAGUCAACGCAACAAGGUCAAUCCCAGUGAGGCCAAGAAGCCGGCAAAACGACAGAACAUGAGUCGUGCGGCCAAGCUGGCGACCGAAGCGAUGGAGAAAGACGUCAAGUUGCGCCCCAAGCUCGGCAAACCGCUUUCCUCGUUGACUUCGGACGAUGUUGCGCUCCAGGAGUCAGAUAUCAAGGAGGUUAGUCACCCCACAUAAUUGCGUGUAGCCUCGUAUUAUGUUCGAGGUACUGAACUUGAUAUGUUGGGCUUUCAGGAUAUCGCAACCGUCUGGAAAGCGAUGCAUCUGUUCAUGUCCAGCCGCAUGAUCGAAGCAGAAGUGGGUCUGGGGGCUUCGCGCUGCUCGAGCCCGAGCUACUUAAGAUUGCUUGCUGACCGUCUACACGAACACAGGACAUUUGCUUGGCCGCAUGCGACAACCGUUUGUACUACGCCGUCGGAUAUGCGCUCAUUCAAUCAAUCAAGUCUCUCGCCACCUUUGAGCCUGAAGAUCUUGAAGCUGCGAUCUCUUGCUGCAAGGUACGUCCGGGGCUCUCGGUCCGAGUUGCCUUACAUCCUGUACACCCUCUUUCGCACCCUGACCAGAUAUUUAACUGCUUCUCGGACUGCAGGAUUCGAUCCUUAUUGCCCAACUGCUGCGCAAGAAGGACCACGGCCUGUUCGAGAAUGUCGGCCGCCUCGCCAAGGGUUCGACCUCGGUCAGCUCCAUCAAGGCCAUGACGCCUGUACAGCGACACGCGGAGCUUGUCUUCAGUGAAUGCACGUUGUUGAAGGCGAGUAUCGUCAAUUUGAACUCCCCAUGUCGUUGGUAUCGAUCCUAAUGAUUGCGUGCCGCUUUACAACGACAGGCCGUCCUGGGUAUCAUCUACUCGGGCGACUUUGUCGCAUGUAAGUUAGGCAGUCUUUGCGUCACUCGUUAUGCUAGCUGUUGACACCACUCGAGCGUGAUCGCAAAACCACAGUCCUCAAGGAAGCCCUGAAUAUGCGUAACGCCUAUGCCAUCUACCGAACCCUGGCGGCCUACGUGGAGGCGAUGGACCAGUCCGCCGGCGGCCACGACGAUUCCAUCGACGAGGAUUUCCGAUCCGGCGUCUACCUCGGCAACGGUUUGAUCUCGCUCAUCCUCUCGCUCUUGCCGAGUGCCGUGCUCAAGAUCAUGACCGUGUUCGGCUUCACGGGUGACCGCGAGUAUGCGCUCAAGACGCUCAUGCUCGGUGGUCGAUGGAAGCCUCGCACGGCCGAGCCGGGGAUGCCGCCUGAGCAAGAAGGAAUCCGUCGCCCCAUUUGCGACAUGGUCCUGCUGAUGCACCACUUGGUCAUUGCCAACUAUCUUCCCGUGGGUGGCGUUGACGUCCCGACUGCAGCGCACAUUCUCCACUACAACCUUGACCGGUACCCGAACGGCAUCUUCUUCCUCUACUUUGCCGGUCGGCUUCAUUCCACCGAGACGCAGCUCGAGUCGGCGGUCAAAUCUUUUCACUUGGCCAUCGCGGCGCAGCGAGAGUACAUUCAACUGGGUCACAUCUGCUACUGGGACCUUGGACUUGUCUCCCUCGCGAGUGGAGACUGGAUCAAGGGUUACGAAUGCUUCAACAUCCUCGACAAGGAAUCGAACUGGUCCAAGGCCAUCUACGCCUAUGCCAAGGUGAGCCUCCGUCUGAUUGCCUCGUGGUAGUGCCGGCACUGACGCAUCAGAAUUCCCCUGUGUCGUAGGCGACGUCGAUUUACGAAGAGGGGCAAGAUAUUGCCAAGGCGAGCAAGAUCAUGAAGGGCGUCCCUGACCUGAUGCAACGCAUCGCCGGCAAAAGUAUCCCUCUCGAGGUCAGUCUAGCGGCGAGGAUAACUAUUUGCGUAGUUGCCCCUCACCUAGCGCGCUACCCAAACGAUCCUCCAGAAAUUCGUUGCUCGUCGUUCUCGCAAGUAUGUCGCACAAGGUAAUCGCCUUUGCUUGCCUGGUAUUGAGCUGGCCUACGUCCUGAACUGCUUGGGUCUUUCGCCUCGGUGAGUGCCCGCUCGUGUCGAGGAGCAAAAGUGCGUCCGUCAACCCGAGACUGACCCUAGACGCGAUAUGAUAGCUUCAACCUCUUCGAGGUCCACCUCGACCAGAUUUCCACCGUGUUGUCCGACCUUCACCAAGUCAAGGACCCUAGUCGAUACGGGAAUGGUGACGAAUUCUGGGAUGGUCAGUCCACUUUUCCGUUCUGAGAGCUCGAACGGAAGGGAUUGCUGAUCCUCUUUCGUGGCGCUAUAGACUACUGCCUUGCGCACCUGCUCCGCGGUAUUGUCUUGCACUUCAUCGCGCACCCUCAACCGCAUGUCGAUCCGCGACCUAGAAAGUCGCAGAUCCCGGUCAAGGAGGCGGACGAGCAGGCGCUCAUCUCGUUCAACAACGUCCUCAAGCACGGGCGCGAUCUGCAACACGACCACCACCUCGUUUGGUUCACCCGUGAGUAGAUGAUCACGUGUCACGUAAAAGCUUGUAGUACUUUCAGGCGCUGACACUUCCUUUUGUCGACAGACUACGAGUUGGGUCGCCUGUACGACUCGAUGGGGCAAUUCUCCAAGGCGCGCGAGCACUUUGAGAAAGUCAUGUCGGGCAAGAACCUCGAGUUGUCGCUCAAGAAGACCAAGGGCAAGGUGUCCCUCCAGGUGAGCUUCGACUCGUACUUUCAAGUUGAGUCACGAGCCGCACCGCUAACGCCCCCUUUCAACGUGCUUCUCCGAACAGAACAUGGCCGUCUUGCGAUCCAACUCGGCGCUGUCGUUGCUCAAAGAGAGGGGUCAUUAA
Messenger RNA from Microbotryum saponariae, 3499 nucleotides. The record is from the annotation of a GenBank genome assembly. Lineage: Eukaryota; Fungi; Basidiomycota; Microbotryomycetes; Microbotryales; Microbotryaceae.